Psylliodes chrysocephalus is the source of this 3357-nucleotide messenger RNA. NCBI's taxonomy places the organism in Eukaryota, Metazoa, Arthropoda, Insecta, Coleoptera, Chrysomelidae. The record is from the annotation of a GenBank genome assembly.
AUGAAAAUGAAUGGAACUGAUUUAAAGGAAGAGGGGUCACUAAUUGACCGUAGACCUAUAAUAACAUGCGCUGGAGAAAUAGAGGUUUUCUCAGUUAUUGAGGACAAUCUGACAGAGGCUUUACCUCAAGACACAUACGAAUGGAGAAGGACUUUUGGCAGACCAGUACGAUCAGUCCACAUCGGAGGUGUUUUUGUACCUUACAGUCCAGCUGCUUUGUCCAAAUCCAACAGUUGGGAUCUCAUCAGACAACCGCUGUUCCACAUCUACUGGACAGAUUGUUCUGAUGUAGAAUUGUACAAGUCCUCAGUGAAAGAAGACAUUGAAAACUGGCUCAAAGAGCUGAGCAGUAAAGAAAUUAAUGACUGGCUAAUAGUAGUUGUAGAGAAUUUUGAUGGGAAGCGUACAAAUAAAUUAUUGCCAAGAACAACAGUCUUAGAUAAAAUUAGAGCUGAUUUUGCUCCAAAACAAGGUGACCGAUGUGUAUCUGUGAUAAAUCCUGGCAAGAUCGAAUCUCGAUCUGCAGAUUCUUGGAGAGGUUUAGUGAAUAGAGUUAGGCACCUAUUGCUGGCAGCCUAUGCUAAGGCAGUGUAUCGAUUGGAGGAACAUGUGAGACAGCAGAGGGAAAAGAGAAAUGAACAUGGUUGGAAUUUUAUGCACUAUUUUUCUCUUCAAGAGGAGCUGGCCCAGGUGCUGGAAAUGCUGGGACUCUACGACGAAGCUCUGGUUCAGUAUGACGAACUGGACGCACUGUUCUCCCAGUUCGUAGCCAACGGCAUAACCAGCGACAGCGUCAGUUGGCUGAGCAAUUUUCAGAAACCGUUGGAACGGUGGCAUGGCUUAAAGCUCGGUAGCUCCAAGUUACCAAAAGAUCCUUCUAUAUUAGAAUUAAGGGCUUACCUUUUCGCCAAACAAGCUCACAUGCUGCUGCUCACUAAUAAAGUUUGGGAGAUGGCAUCUCGUUCGUUACCCUUCCUAAAUACAUGUUCUAAAGAGCUGAUAAUUUUAGAAGUAACAGCUCCGCCCGGUGCUAUAUCUUGCUGGUUGUUCUUAGCCGCUAUGGAGGUGCUAGAAACUUGCGAUAAAUUCAAUCAUGCUGAUGAAGUCAAAGAAUACUCACUGCAUACUGCUGGCGUUUGGGAGUAUGCCAGUCAAAAGAUACGAAGUUUAGGAGAAUUGUGCGGUUUGAUGCCCGGAGGUUUCCCGACAUCGGAACAGCUUCACAUUGUCGUUGAACUGUCCGCUGGUAUGGGAGAUAAUCCUGGAACGUCUGAUAGCCCUUCGCCGACUGAUAAAUUGAAGGUAGCACUGUGUUCGCAAGAAGCAUUUAAUAAGACUUAUUUGGAAUUAGCCGAACUAGCGAUGGGAACGUAUAAACACAUAGGCCGCUUGCGAUCAGCGCGUCUAGUCGGACGAGAACUGGCUUCGUUCUACAUGCUCGUCGGGGAAACCCAGAAAGCGGCCGCCUUCUUGACGGACAUUCUCAGAACGUUCGAACAGGACGGAUGGCACGAAUUGGCCGCUCAAACGCAAAUAGAAUUAGCCGAGUGUUUUUUGAAAGCCGAAGACACCAGGAAGUACGUUUGCGCGUGCGCUGCCGUCAGCGCCGCUUUAGAAAUCGACACUCUGAUUCGGUGGACGUACUUCGAUGAUAUGUGCAAAUGCGUUAAUUUGCUUAAGGAACCUCUAAUUGUGCCUUUUAAUGAUAUUUUUAAGAUCACCAGCGUGUGCAUAAAAAAUGACGGCGACAUAAUGCAAGACAGCGAUAUUAACUUGGAGCUCCUGAUCGAAUCCAAUUUUCCGAAAGAAAUUCUAUGCACAAAGAUGGCCGUCUCGUUAGAAACGUUUCCGGAACCUGUCAAGGAUAAUAAGAAGACGCAGGAGAAGGUGUGGCCCAGCAGACUGUUGACCGCCAAGGAUAUGAGAGCGCAGGACGUGAUGUUGCAAAGGUUGAAGAUGAAGAAAAAUUUGGAUUUCAAACAGGACAGGCAGUUAGCAGCCGCAGGAGUAGCCUCAAAGUUUACGGAAUUGAGAAGGAAGAGCAGCACGUCGCAGCAGGUCAAAGAGGAGGUCGGGGAGUGCUUGGAAGUCGUUAAUUUGCCUUUAGUGAUAACGCCCGGACUAAACUUGAUAAGACUGAAAAAGCGAGCCACCCACAUAGGUAAAUACUUUUUGGGCCAAACGAUCAUGCACGUGAAGAACUUGCACAUCGUCUCGCCCACGUUGACGCCCAGGCUGGUUUUCGACGUUAAAGAGGAACAUCCGACGUUGAAAUUGUACAAGAAGGCGGCGCCUUUGCUCACCGGCAUCGAACAAAGCAUGAAUUUGAUUUUAACGAUCGGCAGUUAUUCGAUAGAUCCGAAGUCCACAGUGAAGCUCAUCACAUCAAAUGGUCUAUCCCUGCACACCGAACAAGAUGCUCCAUUACAAAAUAGUUUAGAAAUCGAAGUUGGAGAAAAUUAUCCGUUCAGUAGCUCUAGGCGCUCAUUAAGGGUAUUGGCGGACGCCCUUUCCAAGGAUCAUCAAGUUACCAUCCACGUGCCAUGGACACCCAAGCCCAUAGUAGUAAUGCUCAGUUUCACACCGCCUUUGACCUCGUCUUGGAAGCUGUUCACGGUGCUGAUGAAGAAAUUCAUACAGAUAAAUGUAAUCGGGCAAUGUAACGUGGACAUAAUACCGCGAGGAGUGAAUUUGAACGUCGAUAAGACCUGCGAAUUAGUCGAAAAAAAUUGUCAUUCUAGUCAAAUUAUCUCGAACGGUUCCACUCAUUCCUAUAUAUGGGAAUUGGUGAUCGGAGCGGAGAUGGAGUCUGUGAUCAAGGCUGAGUUUUCAAUGGUUUACCGGCUGCAUAAUCAGGACGGCGACAAUAAGUUGUUCCAGUAUUUUUUCGACAUCGCCGACUACCAGACCCUUUACAUCCUGGACACAAACGUCGAUCCAUCGAAGGGAAGCGAAUUCUGCAAAGUGGGAAUCGUCUGUCAUCUCCAUCUAACCAUAGAAAACAACUCGAGUUCCUUCUCUCCGGUCACGGAAGCCAUAAAAUCCAUCAUGUACGAAGUAUUGGCUGAACAAAGUGUUUGGGCGGUGUGCGGUAGGACAGCGGGAGUCGUUUCGUUCGAAUCGCAAGAGAAAUAUCAGACUGUCGUGCUCGAGGUGAUGCCUUUGACCAGCGGUCAUUUACCUCUGCCGUUGGUUAGAAUAUCGAAGUAUAUUCCUGCGGAAAGUGGAGGCGCAGAUAAAUCAAAAAAGAACGAUUCGCACCCAAGGUUAGAACCAUUCAGUCCGGGUCAAGUGUACAACAAGAGCAAAGGAAAACAACUACACGUUAUAGCGAACGUCAGUGAGAAUGCGCAGUAG